AUGGAAGCAACUUCUCAUUCAAAUAAUUCAGCAGAUUCAUUUGAUCCAGAUGCUUUUAAAAAAUCAAUUAAGCAAGAACCCCCAGUUACUCCAGAAAUGGUUGCGAAAAAAUUUGCUAAGGUAUAUGAUAAUCCACCUAUGGGGACAUAUCAGAAUUUUAUAGCUGGUGCUGGUGCUAUAUUUGGGAGAUGUGGGAUGUUUUGCUUUUUGUGUGAAAAUCCAUAUCGUGAAGUGGAUCAAGGUGAAGUUGGAUUGGUUCAAACAUUUGGUCGUCUUAAUAGAGUUGUUGAACCUGGGUUGAAUUAUGUUAAUACUUGGUCUGAAUCUAUAACUAAAGUUUCUAUAAAGAUUAACAUUAGAGAAAUUCCAGCUCAGAAAUGUUUCACUAAAGACAAUGUCAGUGUUAUUAUUACUUCCGUUGUUUAUUACAAUAUCAUUGAUCCUCCCAAGGCCAUUUAUUCCAUUUCUAAUAUUCAUGAAGCAAUUAUGGAAAGAACUCAAACAACCCUUAGAGAUGUCAUUGGUGGAAGAAUUUUACAAGAUGUGGUUGAGAAGAGAGAAGAAAUUGCAGAAUCAAUUGAACAUAUUAUUGCCAAAACCGCUUUUGAUUGGGGUGUACAAAUUGAAUCAAUCUUAAUUAAAGACUUGACUUUACCUGACAAGGUUCAAUCUUCAUUGUCAAUGGCUGCAGAAGCAAAGAGAAUUGGUGAAGGUAAGAUCAUUAAUGCAAAGGCUGAAGUUGAAUCAGCCAAGUUAAUGAGAAAAGCAGCUGAUAUAUUGGCAUCGAAACCAGCUAUGCAAAUUAGAUAUUUGGAUGCAUUACAAAAUAUGGCUAAAUCUCCGGGUACUAGAGUUAUUUUCAUGCCUUCUGCUCAAGAAGUUGAAAGAAUGGCUACUGCAAACAUUUCAGGUGGUGUCAGUCUGGGAAAGGAAAGGGCCCAGGAUUUGGAUGAAGAUACUGAUUGGGCAGCACAUGGUACUCCCCAGCAAGAUUUGAGUCACAGUAGACAGAUGACUGAUAUCGUAGCAAUGCAAGAAGCAAUGCACCAAUAG
Hemisphaericaspora subhashii is the source of this 1053-nucleotide messenger RNA. RefSeq lists its product as uncharacterized. The transcript has a single exon. Gene Ontology annotation, cellular component: plasma membrane. The record is from RefSeq and is a predicted model, not a curated record. Bases 1 to 1053 code for a protein of 350 amino acids. NCBI's taxonomy places the organism in Eukaryota, Fungi, Ascomycota, Pichiomycetes, Serinales, Debaryomycetaceae.